This is a messenger RNA of Truncatella angustata, 879 nucleotides long. RefSeq names its product ubiquitin-conjugating enzyme. The transcript has 3 exons. The coding region runs from base 1 to 879 and encodes 292 amino acids. NCBI's taxonomy places the organism in Eukaryota, Fungi, Ascomycota, Sordariomycetes, Amphisphaeriales, Sporocadaceae. The record is from RefSeq and is a predicted model, not a curated record.
AUGGCCACCUCGAAAUUCAAUUCGAAAUCACCCACCAUGAGGCGCAUCAUGAAGGAAGCCGCCGAACUCAGCAACUCUCCCAGCCCCGACUACACGGCGACGCCCCUCGAGUCGGACCUCUUCGAGUGGCAUUUCACCCUGCGCGGCCCUCCCAACUCGGCCUUCGCCGCGGGCAUCUACCACGGCCGCAUCGUCCUGCCGCCCACCUACCCGCUCCGCCCGCCCUCCUUCCGCUUCACCACGCCCUCGGGCCGCUUCGAGGCCAACCGCGAGAUCUGCCUCAGCAUCUCCGGCCACCACGAGGAGACCUGGCAGCCCGCCUGGGGCGUCCGGACCGCCAUCGUCGCCCUCCGGUCCUUCAUGGAGACGGACGCCAGCGGCCAGAUUGGAGGCCUGAACACGAGCGAGUCGGUCAGGAGAGAGCUGGCGGGCAAGUCCAAGGCGUGGACGUGCCCCGCCUGCGCCAAGAGCAACGAGGAGAUCCUGAAGGAGGUCGCCGAGCGGUGCAGAGAACUGGAGGCCGAGGGCGGCGCCAGCGAGAGGAAGGAGGUCGAGGUACCCGCGGAGCUGAAGAUGGGCUUUAGGGACGAGAUGGAAAAGGCCAAGGCCGCCGAGCGAAACGGCAGCGAAGGCGCCAAAGAGGAUGCCGAGGUCGCGCAGUUGGCAGAGGGGUUCGUGCAGACGGCGCCGGAGAGGGAGGCCGCGCCGCCGCAUCCGACGAGGACGGUGCCGCUUCCAGACCCAGUCGGACAGGCGGUGGUGCAAAGGGCGAGGGAUCUGGACCGGGAUGCGGGCGUGCCGAUAUGGAUAGACUAUGUCAUUGUUACUCUGGUGGGUGUGCUGGUCGCCAUGCUCAUCAAGAUCCUUCUGGGAUACUAA